Trichomycterus rosablanca is the source of this 2773-nucleotide messenger RNA. Its product is annotated as interferon-induced GTP-binding protein Mx1-like. Gene Ontology annotation, molecular function: microtubule binding; GTPase activity; GTP binding. The transcript is spliced from 12 exons. The record is from RefSeq and is a predicted model, not a curated record. Gene Ontology annotation, cellular component: microtubule; cytoplasm; nucleus. Gene Ontology annotation, biological process: defense response to virus. NCBI's taxonomy places the organism in Eukaryota, Metazoa, Chordata, Actinopteri, Siluriformes, Trichomycteridae. The coding region runs from base 110 to 2002 and encodes 630 amino acids.
GAGGACCAGAACAGAAGGACCAAAAUACCAUUUGUUAAACAGCAUACAUUAUUUAUUUGUAUUUCAUUUAUUAUUUCAUUUUAUUAAGUAAUAGAGGAGCUUGUUCAACAUGAGUGCGAGUCUGAGUGAGCAGUAUGAGGAGAAGGUGCGGCCCUGUAUUGACCUGAUAGACUCUCUGCGGGCUCUGGGUGUGGAGAAGGACCUGGCACUGCCCGCUAUAGCCGUGAUCGGUGACCAAAGCUCGGGGAAAAGUUCAGUACUGGAGGCGCUGUCUGGGGUGACACUGCCCCGCGGGAGUGGAAUCGUGACUCGAUGUCCACUGGAGCUGAAGAUGAAGAGGAGCAAGGAUGAGGAUGUGUGGCACGCAAAGAUCAGCUACCAAAAUCACGAGGAGGAGAUUGAAGAUCCAGCAGACGUGGAGAAAAUGAUCAGAAAAGCUCAGGAUCAAAUAGCCGGUGUCGGCGUCGGCAUCAGUGACGAACUCAUCAGUCUAGAGGUGACGUCGUCAGACGUUCCUGACCUCACGCUUAUCGAUCUGCCUGGCAUUGCUCGCGUAGCAGUAAAAGGGCAACCUGAGAACAUCGGGGAACAGAUCAAGAGGCUGAUCUCAAAGGUCAUCGCAAAGCAGGAAACCAUCAACCUGGUGGUGGUGCCGUGUAACGUGGACAUAGCCACCACCGAAGCACUGAAGAUGGCACAGGAAGUAGAUCGAGAAGGCGAGAGAACCCUCGGCAUCCUAACGAAGCCCGACCUGGUGGAUAAAGGCACGGAGGAGACGGUGUUGUCCAUCGUUCAUAACGAGAUCGUCAACCUGACUAAAGGCUACAUGAUCGUCAGGUGUCGAGGGCAGAAGGAGAUCAUGGACCGGGUCUCUCUGAACGAAGCCACUGACAAGGAGAAGGACUUCUUCAGAGAUCACCCGCACUUCAGCACGCUGUAUGAGGAAGGUAAAGCCACCAUCCCCAAACUGGCUGAGAAACUCACGCUGGAACUCGUCCAUCACAUCGAGCGGUCUCUGCCGCGGCUGGAGGAGCAGAUCGAGAAGAAGUUGGCUGAAACUCAGGCCGAGCUGGAGCGCUAUGGCUCCGGACCCCCCACAGAUCCAGCAGGGCAGAUCGCCUUUCUGAUAGACAAAAUCACAGCGUUCACUCAUGACGUUGUGAACCUGACGACCGGAGAGGAGCUGAGGAACGUGCAACACUUCAACAUUUUCUCAGAACUCCGUCGUUACUUUGCACGUUGGAAGGUUCAACUAGAUUCAUCCGGAGUGAAGUUCAACCAAAGAAUUGAGAAGGAAGUGGAGGACUAUGAGAUGAAAUAUCGAGGCAGAGAGCUUCCAGGCUUCAUCAACUACAAAACCUUUGAGAUGAUGGUGAAGGAGCAGAUCAAGCAGCUUGAGGAACCUGCCAUCAAAAUGCUAAAAGAUACCUCAGAUCUCAUUAGGAAACGCUUACUCCAGCUGGCUCAGAACAGCUUCGUGGGCUUCCCCAACCUCAUCAAAACAGCGAAGGGCAAGAUCGAGAACAUAAAGCAGCAGAAGGAGACGGAGGCCGAGACGACGUUGAGGACUCAGUUUAAGAUGGAGAUGAUCAUCUACACCCAGGACAGCAUGUACAGUGACUAUCUGAGCAAGAUAAGAAAUGAAGAAGAUGAGGAAGACAGCGGAAGGUCUUUUGAACCCAAACAUCGCAGCAUCAUUUCCAGUUCUUGGUUUAAUUACCAAGAUAACAAAGCCACUCUUCAGGAACUGAUGCGCCACCUCAAGUCCUACUAUGACAUCGCGAGUAAGCGUCUGGCUGAUCAGCUGCCGCUGCUGUUGAUGUAUCUGCUGCUGCAGCAGUCGGCUGCGCAGCUGCAGAGAGAAAUGCUUCAGCUCAUCCAGGAAAAAGACGCCACCGAGCAUCUGCUGAAGGAAGACCACGACAUCGGAAACAAGCGCGCUGGCCUGGAGAGCCGCCAGAACCGCUUGAGGCAGGCCCGCAGCUACCUGGUCAAGUUUUAGGCUCCAUCAUGUUUUCACAUUUAUGGUCCGUUGGGUUACUGGAUUGUGUUUGUUACAGGCUUGAUGAAUGGUGUGAUUUCGAGAAUAAAUUCGAAAUAAGGGAUGUUGAGGAUUUGGUAAAGUUCUACUUUUAUAUUGGUUUUUAAAUAUGAAUCUCAAUCCCCUGCACAUCAGCACCAGUGUGUAAUAAGUAUAAGGAAACUGAACCUGCUUUGCUAGAAGCUGCAUUUAUUUAGAAGAAGCAGACAAACAUUUCUCUUUUGUUGAAGCAGAAUUUGCAGGUCGUGGCCUUCUAAGCUAUGGUGCUCCCUUUCGUCCAUGCUUCUAUAAAUUGGCAAGCCUAUGAUGGCCAUCCUAGCACACCCCUGUCCCUAAUAUUUAUUCUUAAAAUCCUUUCCACUUAAAAAAAAAAAAAACACCAAUUCGCUGUGGUAGUAAUCAUCUGUAGCUGCUUUAUUACUGCUGUAAAGCUACAACUGUUUUAGACAAGAACGUUAUAAAUGUUACAUAUUUAUCAAUAUUUAUCUGACUAGCUGUUAUUAAAGAUAUAGUAUAGUGCAGGGGUGGACCAUUACAGUUUUCCAAGGGAAACUGGGACUGUUGUGGAGAACUGGACCAAGAGGCUGAACUUGAUGAGGGGUAGAUUGUACAGUUUUGAUAAGCUGUUACUGUUAAGAGUAAAUGCUACAAUCAGGCAAUUAAAAUGACAAGCAGGCGAGGAAAACAUCAACAUUCCUUAAUCAACUUUUAUAAAAACAGUUGUGAACAAAA